This is a messenger RNA of Blastomyces gilchristii SLH14081, 204 nucleotides long. RefSeq lists its product as uncharacterized. The coding region runs from base 1 to 204 and encodes 67 amino acids. Lineage: Eukaryota; Fungi; Ascomycota; Eurotiomycetes; Onygenales; Ajellomycetaceae. The transcript has a single exon. The record is from RefSeq and is a predicted model, not a curated record.
AUGAUCAGAAGUAAUGCUUUUAGGCAACGUGACAACUGUAAAAUUUGGUCCUGGUCCCAGACACGGUCACACGGUCAGUCUAGUGGUGGUGGAGUUAUCCAGCCAAACGUGAACCAGACGUUGUUCAAAACUCCUGUGUGGGAUUAUCCCCUGUUCACCCCUAUCACACCACAACCCCGGGCCAAAUUGCCAUACAAAUUGUAA